Molecule: messenger RNA, 8081 nt
Organism: Hemicordylus capensis (graceful crag lizard)
Lineage: Eukaryota; Metazoa; Chordata; Lepidosauria; Squamata; Cordylidae
Product: band 4.1-like protein 5
Exons: 11
Coding region: 2584-3642 (352 amino acids)
Source: RefSeq, a predicted model, not a curated record
AAGGGGCUCAAAGAGCCCAAAGGGGCUCAAACCCAAAGAAAAAACACAAGCAGCAACAGCACUGCUAUGUAGAGAUGUGCAUGGAACUGAUUUGACGCUCCUUUUUGAAAUGCCAGCGUUCGAGCCAGUUCAAUGCUGGCACUGCUGUCAAAACUAAUGAUGCAGGGCGGCCGAGUCUCUUCUUGCUGCCUUGGUCAGUGUAACAUUGGAAGUGGCCGGCGCACGUAUGUGUGCAUAAAAACCAUUUGUCCAAUCUGCUUGGCCAUCAGCACACAUUCACUAGGUGACAAGAGAUGCCUCCCCUGCAGAUUUGGCAAAGGUCCAUUGAAAAAUAGCUUAGAUAGAGCAGUUCAAAGUUUUUCUCUUUUGAACAGGGGUUUAAAGGGUUGGCAAUGUUCUUUCGGACUGAGGAAGUGGUAUGCAAAUGAUUUUUAAUCUAUUUGCAUCGUUUCAGUGUUUCAGUCGUUGGAAGGCAUGCCAGAAAAGUGCCUUUUGUAGAUUCCUCUGGGACCCAGUUGAUGGUUAUUUCACAGUUGAUCCUCAGUUGCAUUUUAAGAGGCUGAGAAAUGCAUCUUUAUUGCUAAAAGAGUCUAUGCAGUAGGACCUUUUGAAGCUGUGGUGCCUACAGCAUUGCCCACAACCGGUAUGGCAGUCCAGCUCCUUCCCUCUUCGAGGCCUAGAAGCACAGCCAUUCAGUUUCUUUCCCUGCCCUCUUCUUUCCUCCCCCUGCUGUAGCUCUACCUCUUAAUACUACUCCUUUGCCUUAGAAAAAGCGCUGUCCGACUCUGGUCUUCAGCUACUCCACGGUAAUUGGUUCUUCAGAACCACAUGCGUUGCAUCCCAACCUGCAGCCCAAACCGGUGCAGUGCUCUGCAGCAGAGACAGGGGGAGAGGAGGGAAGAAGAAACAGGCACAGGGGAAAGGAGACACUCUCCAUUUAGCUAGGCUGCCAAAGGGCUCCUUUAGGCCGCAGGGUUCGUGAGGGAGAGGGCUGCUCUGUCUUCCUGAUUUAUUUAAGAAAUGAACACUACUGCUAAUAAGUAAGAACAAACUUUGAGCCAGAGUGGUACAGUGGUUAGUGUGCUGGACUAGCCUGGGGAAAUCCAAGUUCAAAUCCCCAUUCAGCCAUGAAACUCACUGGGUGACUCUGGGACACUUAUCUCUCAGCAUAACCUUCCUCAUAGGGCUGUUGGGAGGAUAAGUGCAACCAUGUAAACCACUCUGGGCUUCUUGGAGGAAGCACAAGUUAUAUAUGCAAAGGUAAGUCACAGGUAAAGCAGAGACCAGCUAUGUAAGUGGAGAACAAAUGUAUGCUGAAGUUACAAAGGCAGCUCUGCCUGACUCUUUCAGUCAAUCAUUUUCUUUGUUACAGUCACUGGUCAGAACAGGAAAAAAUGCAUACAUAAAUAGAAAAAUCACAGGUUUUUCAAUUAUGCUUGCUGCAGCUAUGAAACAUCUCCUGUAACUUAGAGGACACAAUGGAAAGCAAAGAUGCAUGGGGACUCCAUGCCUGCUGAACAGUUGGGUGCCGCUCCACCUGCCUUGGGUGCCCAUCACUUAGCCUGGGUGUCCAUCCUAGCAAGCAACAGGUGUAUUUAAUAGAGAUCACUUCCUUAAUCCUUGCCCAAUAAACCCUAACCCCCAGUGGAGAUAUUAAUGUUACAGAUACUGGCCACAACCCAGAGGGGGGAAACCUGGUUAGCUCUCUUCUGCACAGCAAAUUGAAUUUUAACAUUAUUUCCCUUCCUAUCGAAUCUAUUCCUUCUCUACACCACACCCUCAUGGAAAGCCAGUUCUGCAAUUAUUUCAAAAGCAGUUUGAACUCAGAAAUCCAUGCAUAUGCCCUAAGAGAACUUCCUGGCUUCUUAUGCCAGUUUCUGAUCUAAUCUAAUUAGUGCAGUCUUACAGUUUGCCGUUCUUUCCAUUGUUUGAUGGCAUGUCAUUCUGGGAAUGGGCCAUAAUGCUUUGCAUAUAGAUCAGAUCAGAGAGCAAACGAGAGAAAGCAGAGGUUUCAUUCUUCCCUUCCCAACACAUACACAGACGUCAGCAAAAGAUCAGACUUGCUAACAGUCAGCCUGCCUACCUGCUCUCUAACCAAAAUGGAAAUUGGGUUCUUCUGACCAGUGUGUUAUAGCUGCUUCCCUCAUACACUCAAGGUAAUUUUAAGUAGCUUUAACUAAAGGUUUAUUCAGCAGCUCCAUUUUCUCCUUCCCCUUCCUUUUCCUCUUGACUCCUCCCCCACAUUUUUUUUACAGAAUCCCCCUUGGGACAAAUAUCCAAACAGACUAACUGCUGGAUAAGAAUACAAGUAGCUAAAAGAAAAAAUUUUCCCACCCUCUGGGUACUCUGAUUGGCUGCGUGAGGAGUCAAUCAGCACAGUGCUUUUUUUAUUGGUGCUCAGGGAGUUAGGUUCUGCCUACCUUCUAAAAAAUAAAGGCAAACUUUGUAAUUGCCUCCUGCAUCAUUGAUAUUACAUUUGAACAACUCUUUGUGUUUAUAAAAUCCUGGUAUUGCUGCCCACCCUGCAUAUAGACUGGGACAAGGUUGCAGGGAAGAGGCACAGACAGCGAGGCAGACAGAGAAAUGGCUCCAGAAGACAGAGGAGGUAAAAUGGCUGACAAAUAUUUUCAGGUGGGCGCUGCCAAUUCUGCCCUCAGUAUGCCUCUGGUCAUUGAUUUACUGGAUAACAAGAAACUGUUGGAAACAUGUGUUGACAAUGCUGUUGGCUUGUCCCCUCCCGGAGGCUCAGCUGGAGUUCGAGAAGAGGCAGGCUUUAGUUUCUCUCCUCAGAGCAUAAAGGAACACCCUUGUGAGAAAGCAGAUCCUGCUGUAGUUGAUGACUCAUCACUGAAACUGAAGCAGCUGGAAGCAGAACUCGGCCCAGUGCCAGUUCCCCAUUCCAACAUAAAUGUCAAUGUCAACAAACAGGAGGAGGUGGUGAAACUGACAGAGAAGUGUCUCAACAAUGUAAUGGAGAGCCCAGGGAAUCCCUCCAUGCGGUUGCCCACAGACAUCAAGAGCAACAUUUUGAAGGCCCAGACGGAGGCAGUGCACAAGAUCACAAGGGAGGACAGCAUGUCUGGCAACAAGAACACUAACCUCCAAGAUGCUGCUGCCAGGAGCAUUCUUCUGUCAGGAAAAAUUCAGAACAGCCCUCUGCAAGCCCACAGUCCCGUAUUCCAGGAGCCAAGAGAGGGGCUGAAAGGAAUGCCUGUCUCAAAUACCUUCGUCCAGAAUGAAUUAAAUGAGGAUAAUGCUGCCUCUAGCCCUGAAGAUUUGUUGCGUCGUCUUAAUCUGGUUCCUGCAGAGGAGGAGGCUGCUGUUUUAAAGAAUUCUCCAGAGGACCCGGAGAUUUUGUUAACAUCACAGACAGAGAAUCUAAUUGACUUUACAGAAGCCAUGCCUCGGGUAUCUUCACCAUCAACAGUUGUGCCCAGGUGGUUAGUGCCAAGCGGACUGGUUUCCAAUGGGCCUUUGGGGAAUGACAUUGCUUUAGCGCUCAAGGCAGUGAAGGGGAACAAUGAGACACUGUCAGUCUUGACAGGUUCUCCACCACCACUCUCACCACCUGAAAUCAUGGCCAGUCCUGUUACUGAAGAUGCUGCAACAAGGCCAAAAUGUUUACUCACCACUGAACUCUGAGCUUUGGCAAGACUCCUCUUUCUCGCAUCUUCAGUGAGCCCUUGGAAAGGAAUUGCCUGGAAUUCACCCAUGCUCAGACUGUGGUAAAAAUGCCUGGCUGUUAUGCUGGGGAUCCUUCCUUUCAACUGGAACUGGAGCAUGACUAUAAGACGAAGAGCUGCUGGAAAGCCCGAGCACCUCUCACAAGUACACUGGAACAAGUUCUGUCAAGUAAUGAAAUCCACGAGGUUUCCAUCCAUAGUAGUGCUUUUCUCUGUAGAACUCCUUGCUGCGUUACCGAAAUCAUUGGAAAGUGGCUAGUGUGAUGAGCCAGUUAGCUUUUUCUGGCUCAGGAUAUUGUAACCCAGUAACAGGGAGGAUUGGACCCCCUGCUGGCUGUUGGUAUAAAAGCAAAUCGCGGCAAUGAUGUUUUUAUAGAGCAAACCCCCCUUCCUUUUGUAUGUGAUCGAUUCCUCUGAUUUCUUCUUUUGUACUGACAUUUGACAAAUGUUGUUGGCCUUAAUCUACUUUCUAGACUUUGCACUUUUGCUCACAUGGAAAGGAACUGAAAAUGCAGCACCUUGAUAGCAUUUUAUCCUACUAGUUGGCUGUGCUCUGUGUAGCCAGAGAGGAGAAGCAUUCUUCUACCAAACCACCACUAUGUGUGAGUGGAACAGUCCCACAUUUUGUCCCGUUUUGUAUAAAUCUGCCUAAAAUGCUGAAGGAUAGGCUAUAAACAUGCCUUCUGCUAGAGAAGACCUUUAGAUUGGCCAGGUUCCUCUGAGGCUCUCCCUGGGCUGCUGUUUGAAAUAUACUGGGAUUUAACCGUAUUAAAAUUAGUUUGGGGUGUGUUCUCUGAACAUGUUUCACUUAUCUCUGUGGCACAAGUAUACACAGAUCAGAGUUACACAGUUCUUCUGCUAUGUAUUCCACUUCAAACCUUUUGUUCAACUGAAUUAAGUUAAGGUUUUAGUUGGAAUGUGUUUGCACAGGACAGAAAAAUCAAUAAGCAAAACAUAUUUAUAGCCCACUUACCUACUUUAGAGCAGUAACUAGGUAUUUGGGGAAAGGACCUCCCUCUGUGUAUUGAAGUGCUGAGUGUUAUGGACCAAUGGUGAGACAUUUUUCUACCACAAUCUCAGGAAGCAUGCUAUUUGUUAACUAAGUGGAUCCCAACUUCGCGUCUACAUUUUCUUUGUAAUUCAGUAUCUCCCUUGAACACUGAGAGAAAACAAAACUGGGUGUCCACAGUCAGGAUGCAAUUCUGUGUUUAAAGUGUGAAAACUAAUUGGAUCCUUCUGUCUAUUUUCAAAGGAGGUAGGAAAUAUGUUGAGCCAAUUCAUUGCAACGGCACCAAAAUGCCUCUACUUGUGGAAGUAAUAGACUGACUAGUUGGAAAAUAAGGUUUGUUCUGAACUGAGUCCUCUUGGAAUAUGCCCUAUUAGAAUUAUGUUUGUUUUUUGUUUGUUUUUAAACUAUUUACACUUCAGAAGGCUCCAUUUUCUGCAACACUGAGUGUUCAUAUAACAGAAGGCAAAAAACCCACAAAGAGAAAACCUGAGUGACAAGGAGUAGGAUAAAUUCCACAGACAAACUAUGGAAGGGAAAGUGGGUGAAAUGUACAGGACCUGGCUUUAUAAUGCAGAGGGAGUUUAAUUUUGUGGUAGGUUUGAAAGAAACGUAUGUUCUUUUUGCAGUGUAAUUUCGACAGGUGGGGGAAACAGCAGUGGACCAAAUCAUGAUAUGAAUGUCUUGACCCCCCUUGUCUGUCUCUGCUGCUUACAUGGUCAUGCUGCUUGUGAAGGGAGGACCUCUCCUGUGCUUUUAUUUGUCAUGUUGUGAGGAAGGCAGCAGCUGUGGAAGUGAAAUUUUGUCACAGAAAAGGCUGUGAGCACUGGCUCUCUUCCAUUGUUAGAGCUCUCACCUUCCAGAUGCAUCCACUGUUCCCUCUACCAAGGAUUCCCAGAUCUUGUUAACUACAACUCCCAUAAUCCCCAAGCAAAGGCUACUGCAAUUGGGGAUUCUGGGAGUUGUAGUCAAUAACAUCUAGGAAUGCCUGGUAGAGGGAACACUGGAUACAUCCAUAUAUGAGAGCCCAGUUGUCCUUGUCUUUGAAACAAUUUUUGGAGGUUUAUUCCUCCAAGGGAGUUAAAAAAUUGCUGAUGGGGGACCUGUCAGACAUUUUCCAGAAUAAAAUGCAAAUUCUCAUAUGACUCUGAUCAGCAUUUUCAAAAGCACUAUGUACAUUUUAGAUAUUGCAGUGUGCAAUAGUCUGAUUGUAUCUUAGUGUUCUUUAGAGUCUUUCAUUUUAACAAAUGGCAGAAGAUGCAGGCAGGAGGAGCAAGAGAGCAAAGGACCCAUUGUCUCUGUACUAUUCUGACUAUUAGCUUCACCCCUCUGUUUCCUAGAUGAUUGCAAGUCUGAUCAGUUUAUAGACUAUUAUGUGUUGGUCUUUCGGUAAUGGUAACUUUUAAAAUAAAAAUCACAUAGCUGUUUAGACACUCAUUUUACUGACUAUAAGGUGCACCCAAGCCAAAGAGGAAGGAAAUAUGGGAGGAUGACAAAUUUGUAGCAACCCAUAGUAUUAAAUUCUGAAUACAAGGAAGUGUUCUUGGGUUAAAGAACUCCAGCCCAUCAAUCAAUUUAAAUAACUAGCCAGAGUUGCUUAUUUGUUUAAUGACUGAUAGAACAACACUGUACAGGACUGUUUUCCUGUUUGUAUUUUGUUUAGCUGUGAACCUUUGUGAUCUGUGCAAAGUGUCAGUAGUAAGCAGACUUCUUACGUGUGUGUGAUACGGAAGCAGGUUUGUGGAAUACGGCCUUUGUUAUUGCCAUUGCCAUCACGAGGUGGUAUUGGCAAUUGUGUAGGUAAAUUGAAUAGAGAGAAAAGUAGAGUACACUUUGAAUGACCAUGCUGCUGGUUUGACAGUGCUGAUAUAACAGUUAUGUUGAGGGAAACCGCCGUCGAGCCAGAAAUUAUGCCGUUCAUGAAUGUUAUACCUGGCUGUUAGUGGCCGUGAGUGGUAAGCUUUAACUCUGCCCAUUAACCAUUCAGACAUCAAACACUGGCUGGUGCUGAGGAGGGUGUCAAGUCCGUCAGCAGUCAUGUGGUCUACCUUGUAGAUUACUAUUACCUGAAGGCAGGAGGAUAAUGCUGGACCAGUGCAGCCAUAAUGGUGCUUGUUAAAGCAUCUCUAGAUGUCUGAAAAGUGCUUGGCCAGUAGCUUUUGUCCUGCAGUGCAUGAAAAAAAGACUGCACAUAUGUUUACUGCAGCUGAUCUACAUUAGACAUAUUACCUGUAAAUGCUUAGGUGCAGUUCAUACACUUUCCAAAGGGCAAUCUUGUUUGCAAGGUGAUGGGACUAGGUGCAUGUCCUUCUCUUUAAAUUGCACAUACAGUAUUGUAUGAUGCGAUACUAUAGAUGGAGGUCCAUAUGUGCAUAAGCCCCACUGAAGAGUGGUGCAAAUCAGGCCUCCAUGUGGAACACACACCUCAUACACGUUGUGCCUGGUGGUGAAGACAGGUGUUUGAGUCAGUAAAUGUAUGAACCAGGCCUUAGGCGUCUGUGUGUAAGAUUUAACGUAUCAUUUGGCUUGAUCCUAAGCACAUGCUUUGCAAGUGUGAGCUUAAAAAAAAAAGUUAAAUAGUAGUUCAAUAAGAGCAUAUUGAACUUUUAAAAAGCAUAUACAGUAUCUGCAAAGCAUGUUCUUAAAGCAAUGUGUUGUUUAACCUUGUAAUGCUCCAGUCUGAUGUGUCAACAUUUAUUCUCUUCAAGCAAAAUGUUCACCUGUUUUCUAACUGUGAAAAUGAUGACAGUGGGGAAGGUAUAGUAUUUCAUAUGCAUCAAAGGGGUAGGGAACAUUCACCUCCAAUCACAGGAUGAGUGUUUUGAUGACCAGUUCCUUUCUUCCUUAACUGGACAAACUUACUUUAAAGUAUGUAAUUGUUAGUAGCUGACAUACUGCACAAAAUUACACACACAGUGAAAUGCAACUUUGCACAAGCACAAAAAUUGUGCAAAUGGCAUUGUGACAGCAGAACCAUUAUAUGUAAUGGUUGAACUAUUGUACAACUCUGUGCAAUUUUUGUGCUUGUGCAACAGUUCUCUUGCGCAGCUGCACAAGCGUUACAUUCCACCAAACGUGUAGUGUGGUAUGUCAGCCAAUAUUUUUAGUUAAGUAUAUUUUAUUUUUUAAAAACCCCAGACCCACUAACUGCUGUAUUUUAAUUCAUUUUUAAAUGAUGUAGAGCUUGACAGUAGCUCUCAAAUUGUAACUUAUUUUUUCAAAGUACGUACAUAUAUGGUGCGCCAUGUUUCAUGAUAACAGAUGUAUAAACUGUGCUAGAAUCACUACACUGAGAACAUCUGUAUGUGGGAACAAGCUCUGAUUUGUAGUCUACUUGGAAUAAGUCACAAACUGUUGUAGCAUAUUUCUAAAUAUAACACAGCUGUGCAAAA